ACUUUAUGGACUUUCCCAAUAAGGAGGCCUACUGUGGUCUUGAAACAACUUAGUCAUUGAGUGAAUACAGUGAGGAUGGAUGUUUCUCCUGAAACUAAACUUAUCCAGCAGUUAACAUUCAGUUACAAAAGCUUUGCUCGUUCAUCUGAAUUGACUGAUGGCUCGUCACCAAGUGACUCCAGCUGUGACUUGAAUAAAUACCCCGAUCUCCCAAAGGAGGUCCCUCUGAAACAGCUGCCCUCUGGUAGCUCAAAUGUGUUGGACGAAAACCUGUCCAACCUCAAAGUGACAUACAAGGACUGUUCCAGUCAGGACACUCCUAUACCUGUAUGUGCUGUACCUAUCACUUUCGCCGUUGGAGUGACCAUUGCUCUGAUCCUGCAUAUUUACCUGGGGGAAAGUUUGGUGUUUGUAAAAGGUGUGUUGGUGUCGGAUCACGAGCGCUGCACUGCACUCGGCCAGAGAGUCCUUCAGGAUCAUGGAUCCAGUGUGGAUGCAGCCAUCACGGCCGCCCUGUGUUUGGGUGUUGUGCAUCCACAUGUGUCCGGUAUUGGUGGAGGUGGGGUGAUGCUGGUCCAUGACAUCCAUAGGAAUGAAACCAGGGUGAUACAUUUUCUGGGAAGUGCACCUAAAACACUCAAAGAGGAGAUGCUGCAAAAUGUUUCAGAAGUAAAGGCAGGUCUCCAUGUGGGAGUGCCAGGUAUGUUCAGAGGGUUACACCAUGCUCACAGCCUGUAUGGGAGUCUACCAUGGGAGGAUGUGGUUGCUCGAGCCACCGCUGUUGCCAAAGAAGGUUUCAAUGUGUCUUUCACUCUUGCUGAGGCUAUAUCAAAGGUGAAGGGUGAGCAGCUAUCGCAACGUUUUCGGGACACGUUCUUCCCAGAUGGCCAGGCUCUGCUUCCUGGCUCAUUUCUUAGGAUGCCCAGUCUGGCUCUCGUCCUAGAGGCUGGUCUGUUGAACUUCUACGAUGGGAACGUCUCACAAGAGAUGGAGGAUGAGGUUAAUGGCAUCCACACAUUAAAUGGAGUGCGGGCUAAUGGUGGGGUCCUAAGCGCAGAAGACAUCAGUAACUACAGCGUACAAGUGGAGCAGCCGGUGGAAGGCUUGUUCAAUGAAUUUAUUAUUCAAGUUCCUCCUCCCCCAUCGGCUGGUGCAGCAUUGAUAUCAGCGCUCAACCUUUUGGCAGGCUUCCAUCUCAGCGAGAACAAUAACACAGAUAAUCAAACAUACCACUGGAUUGCUGAGGCGCUGAAAGCAGCACUGGCUAUGGCGAGUGGUUUGGGUGACCCUAAAUAUAACUCUUCAGUGAGUGAGCUGCUCUCUGACAUGCUGAGCAAGAGCCACGCUGAAGUGCUUCGCCAGAGGAUCAAUUACUCCCAUACGUCUCUACCCGAGUCCUACUCGGUUGUCCACUCCCUACAGACAGACGUGAUGGCUGGCCAAGUAGUAGUCAUGGGACCAGAUGACCUUGUGGUAUCAGUUGCAAGUUCCUUGAGCAGGCCAUUUGGUAGCAGAAUCAUAACUCGGUCCGGUGUUAUUCUCAACAGCCUCAUCCUUGACUUCUCCUGGCCAAACAAAACCAGAGGGCAACUCGAAACCAACCAGAGAAACCGAGUCCAGCCAGGAAAGAGGCCUUUAUCAUCUCUAAUGCCCACAAUAGUGGUGCCAGCGUGGCACAAAUGUGGGAUCCACAUGGCACUAGGCAGCUCAGAUGGACAACAGAGUUUGGGUGUGAUCACCCAGGUGUUGAUCACUGCGCUGUCCUUACAUAAAGAGAAAAAUGGCAGCCUCCCCCUGAGAAGACUCUAUCCCCAACUGCAGCCCAACAGGCUUCUUGUUGACCCUGAGUUUCCAGAAGAGAGUCUGCAGUUUUUGCAAGAAAAGGGCCACGUAGUUCAAAGAGUGAAGACAAACUCUGUUGUCCACGGGAUCCUGAGGAACAAAGAUGGCAUCACGGCCUUAACAGUACCAGAAUAAUCUGAUAAGUUUAUGAUAGUUUUAUUGUUCUCGUGAAUUUUUUCCAUAAAUAUCUUUCAAGGGCAUAUUAUAAAGUCGUAUCUGGAUGAGCUGUUGUUGCUCUGUAUGAAGUUAUGUUUAGGAUUGUUGUUCUCCAGCAGCUCAUGUUAUUGUGGUCACCAGCCAACAGAGGGCAGUCCUGCAACAAGUACCUUCUAGUAAAGAUGGCAAACGUGUUUAUUCAUAUGAAGUGUCUUUAAAACUGAUUAAAUGAACAAUAGAGCUCCGAUCUGA
Messenger RNA from Micropterus dolomieu (smallmouth bass), 2250 nucleotides. RefSeq names its product glutathione hydrolase 7-like. Gene Ontology annotation, cellular component: plasma membrane. NCBI's taxonomy places the organism in Eukaryota, Metazoa, Chordata, Actinopteri, Centrarchiformes, Centrarchidae. The coding region runs from base 76 to 1977 and encodes 633 amino acids. Gene Ontology annotation, molecular function: glutathione gamma-glutamate hydrolase. The transcript has 15 exons. Gene Ontology annotation, biological process: glutathione catabolic process. The record is from RefSeq and is a predicted model, not a curated record.